UGGUCUUGUUGACAUGGGGUUUGCUAGACAGAAAACCGCGUACUGUUAUUUUGCAGUUGCUUCAACAGCAUCACAUUCUUCCCUGUCAUAUGUACGGUCCGCACUUGUGAAAGCCGCAGUCCUUGUUACAGUUGCUGAUGAUUUUUUUGACAAGGAAGGUUCGAUGAAUGAAUUGGAAGCUCUUGUCAAGGGCGUCGAGAGAUGGCAGGAAAAAGGACUAGAAGGACAUGGAAAAGCUAUAUUCAAGUCUCUAAAAGAUUUUGUUGAUGACAUUUCUUGGCAAUUCUUCAAACAAAAUGGAUAUGACAUAAAGAGUUAUAUUCAGGAUCUAUGGCAUCAAACAUUUGUAAGCUGGUUAAAGGAAGCAGAAUGGGGCAGAAAUGGGCAUCCCUUGUCAAUUGUUGAGUACCUCCAAGUAGCCACAAGAUCCAUUGCUUCACAGACUAUUAUUCUUACAGCUGCUCUUCUACUUGAUACACCUCCGGGAUUAGAGAUCCUAAAGUCCCCUCAAAGUCAUCCACAUACAAAUUCACUUAUGCUUUUGACACGGCUUUUGAACGAAAUUCAAAGCUAUCAGAGGGAGCAAGAGGAGGGGAAGCCAAACCUUGUUCUGCUACACAUGAAGGGAAAUCCCAAUUUGGGGGCUGAAGAAUCAAUUGGGAUUAUACAGAAGGUAUUGGAUGAAAAGAAGAAAGAGUUUCUAGAACAGGCUCUGGUGAAUAAUGACAUCAAUGGGGAUGAUAUGCCAAAGGCAUGCAAAAAACUCCAUCUCUCCUGCCUCAAAGCCUUUCAUAUGUUUUUCAAUUCUACAAAUGCAUAUGACUCCCCAACAGAAUUGCUUGCGGACAUCAACAAAGCGAUUUAUGAUCCUUUGAGGAUGGAUGCACAAGGAAUAUUAAAGAAGGAUAAACCUAAAAGCUUGGCUAGCUAUGGAAAAUCCCAGACUACUUGUGUUGUGAAAGUCCAAGGGAACUUAAGGAAAGAAUUUGUGGCCAAACCUUACUUUGGAUAUGAGGUCUUGUCACUUAAGCUGACAAAACCAACUAUUUUACGAGAUUUCGGAAUUUCAAGGUUUGCAUCUAUUCCGGCUACUGGGGUUAACACUCUUCCUUUAGCUUCGUGCACUCGUCAUGUUAGUGCAGAAAUAAAUUAUAAAUUAUUUACUUUGUAAAGCAGAUGAAUAAAAAGAUGAGAGUGAAAAAGGCU
Malus domestica (apple) is the source of this 1206-nucleotide messenger RNA. NCBI's taxonomy places the organism in Eukaryota, Viridiplantae, Streptophyta, Magnoliopsida, Rosales, Rosaceae. The record is from RefSeq and is a predicted model, not a curated record.